UUUUUCUGUUUGGGAUCUAAGCCUCGGACGGUCAUAUUGUUCUGUGUACAAGAGUUAUUGUUGAUUUUUUGCGUGAAAAUCUGUUGGCUUCCCCUUGAAAACACCUCUUUGUAUUGUGUAAUUGGGGUGAAGCCUGCGACUUCCGAGAAGUGGCUACAACCUGAAUUCAGAGAGGAAGGCUUCGUGCAUGGAAUACGAGAAGCUGGCUCUGAACGUUGGAACUCGAAGCGCAGCCGGCGGCGGAAGUGCCAGUGGUAGCGCCACCGAUCACGAAAUAGCUAUGUGCGGCGGGCAGGAGCUGCUGGAGGGCAGGGCGAAGGAGAAGGCUCGUCGAUACUGGACGCCCAGCGAGGAGGAGCGCCUCUACGAGAUCUGGGGACGCGACAACUGGAGACUGACGCGCACUGGCAAGAACACGAUCUUCUUCGGCAAGUGGGCUGAGGAGUUGCACGAGCGGUAUGCCGUAGACGUAAAGCCGGAGGAAAUACAAAUGAAGGUAAACCAGACCAGGGCCAAAUUCAGGCAAGUGAAGAAACAGCUUCAGGUGGACCCCUCCAGCUACGCCACACGCUGGAAGAAGUACGAUAUCAUAAACAGAAUCCUAAAGAACCUGCACAGACCUAAGAACGCAGAGCCGCUGCCUCCAGAGGCCCUCCUCAACAAUCGAGACAUGACUCCUCCCCGGGACGACGUUCCCUCUGAGCAGAUCCAACAACUGGUCCAGCAGCCUCAGCAAGGACAUACACUUGCGGAGUCACCUGCAGUCGCUUGUUACAACAAUAACAGCAACAGCAACAAUGGCAGCAGCCACAACAACAAUAGCAGUGGGAUGAACUUCAGCACGGAGCUAUUUACGGAUCAGUAUGAUAUGGCUGUAAAGAAUGAGUACGAGGACGACGAUUAUGUCUCUAUGCCUUUCCAAGAGCAACAGUAUUCGCCAGCUGAGCCUGCGCAGCUGCUUGAGCUCCAGACACCACAGCAGCAACAACAGCAGCAGCAGCAACAACAGCAGCAGCAGCAACAACGACAGCAGCAGCAACAUCAGCAGUUGCAACAACACCAGCAGCAACAGCAACCGCAAUUUCAACCCAGCUAUGAGUCGCAGUUCCAGCCACAAUCUACUCACUACGUCAACAAUAGCUCUCAAAACGCAGUCACUAGCUCGACCAUCAACCAGCAGCCGAUCACGGCUGUGGCCUACAUCAAUAGUAGCAAUAACACAAUCAGCGUUGCCACCAACGCCAACGGCACAGUGAGCGUGCCACCUGCUACAUCCCCUGCCACCAAUGCUAAUCCCACGACUGCUGUGGCCGCCGCCGUCCCUGUGCCAGUGCCACGAAAGCGCGGUCGUCCCUGUGGAUCGGUUAAUCUCCCGCCCUCCGACUCGCUAGAGGUCGUCUACUUGGAGGAGGUUCGGAGGAAGAAUCAGCUGCUCUCCGAGCAGACAAAGAUUUCGCGUCAACGCCUACAGCUUGAGGAACGAAAGGUCGAACUAAUGCAGGCAUUCUUUCCCAAGUGUCUCGAGCAGCAGACACAGAUCUUAAAUAGGAUUAUGCAGUUGAAUCAGCCAUAAAAGACCCAUCAGACUUGCCAUCUGUUUCGCGGUAAUUGUGAACACUUUUCAGAUUUUUUAAACCUCAUUUCUGGACAGGAACGCAAACACUUUACACUAAAUACUGGAAUUCAGUAGCACUCUGCAUGUCUGUCCCAUGUUUUAACCCAUACACUUAACAAAGCACAUACCACGCUGUUUAUAAGAUUAAGAAUAAACCUAAUUCGUAAAUAAAUAUAAGAUUUUCUAUCGUAAAUUAAA
Molecule: messenger RNA, 1813 nt
Organism: Drosophila ananassae
Lineage: Eukaryota; Metazoa; Arthropoda; Insecta; Diptera; Drosophilidae
Product: myb-like protein AA
Exons: 2
Coding region: 188-1573 (461 amino acids)
Biological process (GO): positive regulation of DNA-templated transcription
Cellular component (GO): nuclear body
Source: RefSeq, a predicted model, not a curated record